GCCUUCGUUGCAAUGGGGCAGCAAGUAACUAAAAAGAAGUCGAUAGCCUUGGAAGAGGAAGAGGAAUGUACUAGGGGAGAUGGCCGCCAGAGGAAGAGCGUUAGAAACACUACCAAAGCUGAUCAGAAACUUGAGGAAGGACUCACUCUCUUCAACGCGGACUCAAGCUCAAGUCUUGCCAUCCCUUAGACGCGCUUUCUCUCUCUACGAUCAGAUCAAUCUCAUCAAUAAUGUCCCUGAAGACCAGCUUCGUUUCCAGGGAUAUACUGACACAGGAUUCACCGUGAAUGGGGUCACGUAUGAAGGCAGCUUGCUUUGUGUGGGAAAUUUGCUCACUUCUUGGGGCCCCCAUAAGUUUUCUGAAAUAACUCCCGAAAGCUUAUCUAUCUUCCAAAUCAUACGACCUAUUCCAGAAAUCUUGAUUCUUGGCUGUGGAAGGCUCAUUGAACCAGUAGAUCCUGAACUCAGGCACUUCAUCCGAUCUACUGGCAUGAAGUUGGAAGCCCUAGACUCGAGAAAUGCUUCAUCUACUUACAACAUACUGAAUGAGGAAGGUAGAAUUGUGGCUGCUGCACUGCUCCCAUACGGAGUGUCUUCAUGAACCUUGCUACUCCCAAUUUUACGAUG
Molecule: messenger RNA, 627 nt
Organism: Durio zibethinus
Lineage: Eukaryota; Viridiplantae; Streptophyta; Magnoliopsida; Malvales; Malvaceae
Product: NADH dehydrogenase ubiquinone 1 alpha subcomplex assembly factor-like protein (DUF498/DUF598)
Biological process (GO): mitochondrial respiratory chain complex I assembly
Cellular component (GO): mitochondrial inner membrane
Source: RefSeq, a predicted model, not a curated record